AUGCCGCCCGGCUCCCCGGGACAGGGCAGCACUCUUGGGGCGGAAGUUAAAGAUCCGCGGACAGUUGUGGCAUUUUCCUCAAGGGCACCGGACAUGCCGGGACGCGGCGCGCGCGCGCGCGCGCGCGCGCCGGCAGCUACCGGGCAGCCGCCUCGCAGCUGCGGGGCGGCCCCCACAGGGCCCCCUUAA
This is a messenger RNA of Coccomyxa subellipsoidea C-169, 189 nucleotides long. RefSeq lists its product as hypothetical. The record is from RefSeq and is a predicted model, not a curated record. Lineage: Eukaryota; Viridiplantae; Chlorophyta; Trebouxiophyceae; Coccomyxaceae. The coding region runs from base 1 to 189 and encodes 62 amino acids. The transcript is spliced from 2 exons.